UCCUGUGGAUGCCGGCUGUCCUGUCCGAUCUGCUGCUUGUCUGCCGUGUCCUUAGAUUUGGGGAUACAGGAUGUGACUGAAGUGUCCCGUGCGGGGGACUCCGAAUUGCUUCUGCUACCCCAGCGGUGGCGCUUACAUUCUGGAUGUUAGAGCUGCACGUUCCACACCAUGCAUGCAGUCGGGCUCAGCGUGGUCCCCAGGAAGCUAAGUCUGGCCCUGUGGGUGAUAAGUGUGGCUGCUCGUCUCCUGUCCUCUCAUGCCCAGGUGUACUCUCAGACUGUGAACACGCACUACGGCAAGUUGCGCGGCAUGCGGGUGUCCUUACCCAACGACAUCUUGGGCCCCGUGGAUCAGUACCUGGGGGUGCCCUAUGCAGCACCUCCCAUGGGAGAGAAGCGUUUCCUUCCACCUGAACCCCCUCCCUCCUGGUCGGGCAUAAGGAACGCCACCCACUUUUCGCCCGUGUGCCCGCAGAACAUACAGAACGCGGUGCCGGAUAUCAUGAUGCCGGUCUGGUUCACCUCAAACCUGGACACUGUGACCGGAUACCUCCAAGAGCAGAACGAGGACUGCCUGUAUCUUAACAUCUAUGUUCCCACAGAGGAUGUAAAACGGAUUUCCAAGGAGUGUGUCCGAAAACCCAACAAGAAAAUAUGUAGGAAAGGAGGACCCAGCGCUAAGAAACAGGGGGAAGAGAUAUCGGAUAAUGACGAAGACGAGGAAGGAGGUACUUGCUGGCUGAGGCUGAUGCAUGGAACCCAUUUAUCAUCAUCCUUUUCCUCCCCUCCUCUCCUCUCCUCCUCACGUAUAUUAGAGCUAUUAGAGGGUUAUCUCCCGGUUUUUUUUUCCAUUGUGCACUUCUCAUCUUUAAUCCCCGGCCAUCCACCACUCUGUUUCAUCCCCCUACCCUGUUUGGUUCCUCGGUUACAAUUAGCUGUGGGAAAUGGAAGCGUGCUCGCCAGCUACGGCAAUGUCAUAGUGAUCACCUUGAACUAUCGUGUGGGCGUCCUGGGAUUCCUGAGUACGGGCGAUCAGGCAGCUAAAGGCAAUUACGGCCUUCUCGAUCAGAUCCAGGCUCUGCGUUGGGUGAGCGAGAAUGUGGCGUUUUUUGGCGGCGACCCUCACCGGAUCACGGUUUUUGGUUCCGGUAUCGGAGCAUCUUGUGUCAGCCUCCUGACUCUGUCUCAUCACUCGGAAGGUCUGUUCCAGAGAGCGAUCAUACAAAGCGGAUCAGCUCUUUCCAGCUGGGCCGUCAAUUACCAACCCGUGAAGUACACGCGACUACUGGCCGAGAAAGUGGGCUGCAACGUGCUAGACACCGUCGACAUGGUGGACUGCUUGCGCCAGAAAACGGCCAAAGAACUGGUGGAGCAAGAUAUCCAGCCGGCCCGGUAUCACGUCGCCUUUGGACCUGUCAUCGAUGGCGAUGUCAUUCCAGAUGACCCGGAGAUCCUCAUGGAGCAAGGAGAGUUCCUCAACUACGAUAUAAUGCUGGGGGUCAACCAAGGGGAGGGGCUCAAGUUUGUGGAGAACGUGGUGGACGCAGAAGACGGCGUCUCUGGAAGCGACUUCGACUACUCAGUGUCUAACUUUGUGGACAACCUGUAUGGGUACCCGGAAGGCAAGGACACGCUUCGCGAGACCAUCAAGUUCAUGUACACGGAUUGGGCGGACCGGGACAAUCCAGAGACUCGACGCAAAACGUUGGUGGCUUUGUUCACUGACCACCAGUGGGUGGAGCCGUCGGUGGUGACCGCCGAUUUACACGCUCGUUACGGCUCGCCGACUUAUUUUUAUGCCUUUUACCAUCACUGUCAGAGCUUGAUGAAACCAGCCUGGUCCGAUGCUGCCCACGGCGACGAGUUGCCCUACGUUUUUGGCGUCCCGAUGGUGGGCCCUACAGAUUUAUUCCCCUGCAAUUUCUCCAAGAAUGACGUCAUGUUGAGUGCUGUAGUCAUGACCUACUGGACCAACUUUGCUAAAACAGGUGACCCCAACAAACCCGUCCCGCAGGAUACAAAGUUCAUCCAUACUAAGGCGAACCGUUUUGAGGAGGUGGCCUGGUCUAAAUACAAUCCCCGGGAUCAGCUCUAUCUGCAUAUUGGCCUGAAGCCACGCGUACGUGACCACUACCGAGCCACCAAGGUGGCCUUCUGGAAACAUCUAGUGCCGCACCUUUAUAACCUACACGACAUGUUCCAUUACACGUCUACUACGACCAAGGUGCCGCCCUCUGAUACCACUCAGAAUUCGCAUAUCACCCGCAGGCCCAAGGUUUGGGGUACGAAGCAUCCGGGUGUCUCGCCCACACUUAACGGCCUGUCAGCCACGUGGCACCCUGGGGUGGAUCCAGUGGAUCCCGUCGUCAUCCAGGAUCCGAGGGACUAUUCCACGGAGCUCAGCGUCACCAUUGCUGUGGGUGCUUCUCUUUUAUUCCUCAACGUGCUGGCCUUUGCCGCUCUGUAUUACCGCAAUGAUAAGCGGCGUCAGGACACACAGCGCCAGCCCAGUCCGCAGCGAGCCUCGGCCACGCGGGACCCCACACACAGCCCCGUACCUCCCGAGGAGCUCAAUUCACUGCAAAUAAAUGCUGGACACCCCGAUUGCGAGGGAGGAGGAGUCUCCGGCCAUGACAACCUGCGCCUCGCCACGCUUUCCGACUACACCCUUACAUUACGUCGUUCCCCUGAUGACAUUCCACUCAUGACCCCUAACACCAUCACCAUGAUCCCAAAUUCUCUGGUGGGACUGCAAAGCCUUCACCCCUACAACACCUUUUCUGCAGGCUUCAACAGCACCGGUCUCCCCCACUCACACUCCACCACCAGAGUAUAGCACCCCACCACGUUGCUCUUCCUCCUUGCCCUGACACCGAGUCUACACGAGGGUGUCCGAGACAAGGAAGAGGCUAAAUGACACAUUCCAUACCCCCCAAAGAAGAAGGGGGACAGGUGUGGGGCUUUGCUUCUGAUACGGAAAGGGUCGAUUCGGUCAUGACCCACCAAGGACACACUUGUGGUGUGCUCUUGUCUCCUAAAGUGCUUUUACCUUUGUGGAGGCACGUAGAGUGAGGGAAGCUUAGGGUGAGGGGAACAUUUCUUUGCAGAUCAAGGCCUGUGACUCGGAAGUUGAAGAUCCUGAUUGAGGAAGAGGCCGGAGGGAAACAAGCCCAAUGUAUCGUCCCUUAACUUUUCCACAAAGCUUUUCAUCAAACGUUCACCAUUUCGACUUUCCAGUUCCUGUAAACCCUCACCGUCUGUACAUGUGGAGAACCUGAUCUGGUGCGGAACAGACGACGGAACGUCUACCUUACUAGCAUAGAAGGACUGGGGAACGAGUAGUAGGCUCUGAUAGAGAUCAUAUUUCUAAAGUUU
Messenger RNA from Nanorana parkeri, 3374 nucleotides. RefSeq names its product neuroligin-3-like. Lineage: Eukaryota; Metazoa; Chordata; Amphibia; Anura; Dicroglossidae. The transcript is spliced from 7 exons. The record is from RefSeq and is a predicted model, not a curated record. Gene Ontology annotation, molecular function: signaling receptor activity; neurexin family protein binding. The coding region runs from base 169 to 2835 and encodes 888 amino acids. Gene Ontology annotation, cellular component: postsynaptic specialization membrane; cell surface; synapse. Gene Ontology annotation, biological process: synaptic vesicle endocytosis; postsynaptic membrane assembly; chemical synaptic transmission.